AUGCCCAGCCCUGGGCCGCCCGCUCCCUCGGGCACUCGGAUCCAGUCCCCGCGCUCAGGCGACUCUCCCGCGCUCCCGCGCCUCCCCGCGGGCUCAGGCUCGCCCCGCGCUCCCGGACGCCUCGAGUCCUUCUCCGUCGAGGCCAUUCUGGCGAGGCCCGAGCCCCGGGCGCCGGCCUCCUCCCCGCGGUCAGGCUCCGCCUGCGCCGACCCGAGCCCCCGGACCGCUCUUUCCCUGUCUCCCGCCCCGGUUCUGCGCUGGGCGUGCCCGGCGACUUGGCUGCCCGCCUGCCUGAAUGUAGGCGUCUACCCGCUGUGCCCUCAGCCCCCUAUGCCGGGGCAGCGCAUGGCACACUUCUGCGGCCUCCAGGGCCUCGGCGUCACAGGCUUGGAGCUGGCUCACUGCCCAGGCCUCUGGAGUCCGCCAGACUGGGCCCCAACCAAGCAUCUUCAGGACACUGAGAGACACCAAAAGAGGAUCCGAACUAUGUUUAACUUGGAGCAGCUGGAAGAGUUGGAGAAAGUGUUUGCAAAACAGCACAAUCUGGUGGGGAAGAAAAGAGCCCAGCUGGCAGCCCGGCUCAACCUUACAGAGAACCAGGUGAGGGUCUGGUUCCAAAACCGCAGGGUCAAGUAUCAGAAGCAGCAAAAGCUGAAACUGCCAGUCACAUCUGCUGGGGCUGCCUCUCCGGACGAGCCCUCUAGCAGCUCCAACAUCAGCAUCCAGAGUGAAGACACUGAGUCUGGACUGGACAGCUGA
Molecule: messenger RNA, 759 nt
Organism: Galeopterus variegatus (Sunda flying lemur)
Lineage: Eukaryota; Metazoa; Chordata; Mammalia; Dermoptera; Cynocephalidae
Gene: NOTO
Product: notochord homeobox
Exons: 3
Coding region: 1-759 (252 amino acids)
Biological process (GO): central nervous system development; neuron differentiation
Molecular function (GO): DNA binding
Source: RefSeq, a predicted model, not a curated record